AUGUUUCGCGAAUUGAUAACCAACAACCACAAGCACUUUUCCACAAGUUUGCAAUGGAGGUUUUAUCCAACAGCUUCCAAACUGAUCACUACCAGGCAUGCUGCUACAGCAACCUCCUCUAUGAAUACACAAGCGGUUAUCGGUAGGCAUGCCGUUGUAACUACCAGUCCAGUACAUAGUAAUGUUACCUUACGAUUAAGAAUAUCAAAUUUUCAAAUGAAGCAUUUUAUUCAAACGCGGACAAGAACAUUAGGAAAAUCGCAAGGACGUAUUAUCAUUCUAGGAUCCGGGUGGGCAGGUUUCCGUUUGAUUCGGGAUUUGAACAAGAAGGAUUACGAUGUGUCUGUAGUAUCUCCAAGAAACCAUUUCGUAUUUACGCCAUUAUUGGCAAGUACAGCAGUUGGAACAUUGGAGUCAAGAUGCAUCACUGAACCUGUUAGAACAUAUUCAAAGGAUAUAAACUUUUAUGAAGCUUAUUGUGACAAAAUAGAUACAAAAAAUCAAAUUAUUCAUUGUACUUCAAAUAUAGAUGAUCCUGUGAAAAAACAAUUUACUCUGGAGUACGAUAAAUUAGUCAUUGCCGUUGGUGCCUAUUCGAAAACAUUUGGAAUACCUGGAGUUAAGAACUAUGCUUAUUUCUUAAAGGAAGUCAAUGAUGCUAGAAACAUACGAAAGAGAUUGAUUGAUUGUUUUGAGUAUGCAUCACAGCCGGGCUUAAACGAUAAAGAAAAAGAAGACCGAUUACAUUUUGUUGUUGUUGGAGGGGGACCAACAGGUGUUGAGUUCUCUGCUGAAUUAUAUGAUUUCAUUUCAAGCGAUUUGUCACGGCUUUAUCCUAACCUAAUAGGCAAAACUCGCAUGACGUUAUACGAUGUUGCGCCUACUAUUCUGAGCUCGUUUGAUUCCCACCUUGCACGCUAUGCCUCGAAAAAAUUCGCUCGUAAAGGAAUUCAGAUCAAGACAGAGCGCCAAGUAGAGAAAGUAGAGAAAAAUUAUCUUGUAAUUAAGGGUGAGGGGAAAGUUCCGUACGGUAUGUUGGUUUGGUCCACCGGCUUGAUGCAAAACCCUUUGGUUGAAUCUUUUACGGAUGCCGCUAAAGAUACUUCGGGGCAACGAAUUGAAACAGACGGUCUUCUGCGGGUGCUUAACAAAGAGACUAGCCAGCCUUAUCAUAAUAUAUAUGCUUUAGGUGAUUGUGCAACAAUUAAAGAAUAUGAUUUGCCUGCCACGGCUCAAGUUGCCUCACAAAAAGCUGGUUAUUUAGUCAAGGCUCUCAAUGCAAUUGCAAAAUCUGGUGACUAUACUGAAGCUGAUGGAAAAGGCUUCAGAUUCAAAAAUAAGGGCAUGAUGGCUUACAUUGGUAGCUAUGAAGCCUUGAUUGAUAUGUCAGCGGUUCACAAUUGGGCGAAAAUGUCAGGCCAUUUGUCCUGGCUCCUUUGGAGAUCGGCGUAUCUAAGCAAGAGUGUCAGCAUUCGUAACAAGUUGCUUAUUCCUUAUCAUUGGUUCCUAACAUUAACGCUGGGAAGAGAUAUCAGCCGCUUCUAG
Mycotypha africana is the source of this 1545-nucleotide messenger RNA. Its product is annotated as NDE1, mitochondrial external NADH dehydrogenase. The record is from RefSeq and is a predicted model, not a curated record. NCBI's taxonomy places the organism in Eukaryota, Fungi, Mucoromycota, Mucoromycetes, Mucorales, Mycotyphaceae. Gene Ontology annotation, molecular function: NADH dehydrogenase activity. Bases 1 to 1545 code for a protein of 514 amino acids. The transcript has 16 exons.